CUCUCACGCCGGAAGCUGUCAUCGCGUUAGCGUCUCUGUUAUGACACGUGAAAGUCACCGGUAAAACACCGCGUCCUUAUUCGUUCCUCACGCCCUCACCAUGUUAAAGGUAGAUCUCACAGCACAUUCUCACGCGAUGUCUCACCGUUUGUAGCGAUAAUACUUUGUCACCGCUGCUAUCAAGGUUAGCUAGCAAAACGCGUCCCAGUCUCGUCGCCCAGCGCUAACUUAACGUUAGCUCAGGAUACGGCAACGCUCUGCGUCACUUUCUCUGCAACUCUCCCACCGCCACUCGUCCCUUUAAAAAAAAAGUGCGCUAAUGGCAAGGAGCCUCGGCCGAAUGUGCAAAGCCCUCCAGCGGCUCGGCUCAGUCUCGUCGAUGCAGUCUCAACUCGGCCGCCCGUCCUCCUGCGUCUCAUUCAGGACCGACUCAAGGGACAUGCUGGGGCUGGCGUCGGGCUUCUUCUCCAAGCCCCGGGACUUCAGCCUGCCGAACUCCUCGUGGGGACCGGAGAUGAUGCGGUUGUACGAGCAAUACAACAGCCAGUGUGGGGAGGAGACGGAAGGAGGAGAGAACCGGGAGGGACCGUGGAAGAGGCUGCCCAGCUACAAUCGCUUCCUCAAGUACGCGACAGGUGGAGUUUAUCUCAGCAGGAUGAUCCACAAAAAAGCUCGUCUUUUUACCCGGAACAACAGAGACCAGGGGGCUACAUUUGAGUAUGUUUUAUUUUUUAAUAGUGAGGAGGACAAGUGCGUGGGCGUCUUCCAGGCCGGACAUCUGCUGGAGGGGCCGCCAGGGCAUGUCCACGGGGGGGCAAUAGCCACUAUGAUUGACACUGUGAUAGGGACUCAUGCUACCAUAGCAUGUGGACCAGUUUUGACUGCCAAUCUCAACAUCAACUACCGCAGGCCCAUCCCACUGGGAAACACAGUGUUGCUAGAAUCCUCUGUGGAUAAGAAGGAAGGCAAGAAGGUAUUUGUCACAUGCAAAAUGACCAGCAGCGACGGAUCCAAGCUGCACACGGACUCGACAGCACUAUUUGUGUCAAUCAAGGUCAGCCAACUUCUACUGGGAUCGUGACACAAACACACCGGGCGACCACCUCCCUGAACGCUGACCGCAACCAGAGGCCACAACGUGCGUGUGUGUGUGUGUGUGUGUGUGUGUGUGUGUGUGUGUGUGU
Messenger RNA from Gasterosteus aculeatus aculeatus (three-spined stickleback), 1184 nucleotides. It is a transcript of the gene them4, whose product is annotated as thioesterase superfamily member 4. The record is from RefSeq and is a predicted model, not a curated record. Lineage: Eukaryota; Metazoa; Chordata; Actinopteri; Perciformes; Gasterosteidae.